This is a messenger RNA of Seminavis robusta, 1551 nucleotides long. NCBI's taxonomy places the organism in Eukaryota, Bacillariophyta, Bacillariophyceae, Naviculales, Naviculaceae. The record is from the annotation of a GenBank genome assembly.
AUGCUGUGUGCGUAUCCCACAGUCAAGUAUGUCCAAAUCCAAGACUCUCGGUUAGUAUGUCUUCGGUACACGCUGCUGUUGGCCAUUGCCUUUUAUGUUGGUUUCUUUGAAAUGUUUGCCCUGGGCGGUUGGUUGGAUCCGUCUCCCGUGGUGGGUGUGGUUCGAUUUUCGCUGCAACAACCGACCGUCGACAAUUGCGAUCCGAGCUUGCCGGGUUGCGACAAUGCCUUUUCGCCAGUGGAUACCAUGCCCUAUUGCAAACAAUAUUAUUCUCGCAACAACAACAAGACGGAAUACAAGGGCCACGUGUAUCCGUGCGAAAUCUACGAAGCCGCCAGUGCCCAACUGAUCAAUGAGAAAUCCUUGACGGUCAUGACCCGUGCGUCGACGACAGAGCAAGAGUUUGUCUGUCCCGCCAGUACUACUGGAAGUUGUCCCAACACGUACAACAAUACAUCUCCGGCAUACAAGUUUUACGUCCACCAAAGUGAAUCCUUUACCGUUCUCAUUGAUCAUGCCGUCACAGCUUCAAAGAUUUGCACGGCCCAUCAACAACAACAAUUGACGACGGAUGGAACUCCUCACGCGGUCAAUUAUGCCUGUUCUGCCGAAUCGGCCGCUUACCAAGGACGCUUGUAUUCCAAAAAUCAACACUUGUGUCAACAAGAAGCCAAGAAACAAAAUGCCUUUUACGAUUAUCGGAGCAACUUUUCCACCGACACGGCGCCCUGCUACAUUAAUCCCAAUCGCACCCAAACGUCUCAUCAAGAUUUCUUUUCCUUGAAUGUCUUGUUGCAAGCCGCUGGUGUCAACAGUUUGGACGAUUGCAAUAUCAACAAUGACAAUGGUGACAACAAGUGCCAAACUUUUCGAGAUACCGGAGCCACAUUGCUCUUGAAUGUCUUUUGGAGUGAUUUUGUCAAUUACCGGGGAGUGGUGGAACCGCAUUAUUACUAUUCCCCCCAAUUGGUCGGAACAUCUUCCUACAAGCAGUUCAUUCCCUUUUAUCACGGACACUACCGAUCCAAUCGCACCCUCUUGAAUGCCCAUGGAAUUCGAGUGGCCGUAUUGUUGGGAGGAGAGUUUCACAUGUUUCAUUCCGUUACCUUUUUGGUCACACUCACCACAGCGUUGGGAUUGUUGGCCGUCGCCACCACCGUGGUCGAUAGUCUCAUGCUCUACGUAUUGCCCGAAAAGGAUCGAUACAAUCAAGUCAAGUACGAUGAAGCCGUUAUUGAAGCCGAUGAUGCCGUGUCGUCCACCUUGCGAGCGGGAUGGGGACACUUGCGACAAGUCAACCAGAAUCUCAUGACGAUGAAUAAUAAUCACAACAACAACAAUAAUUUCAUGGGAAUGAGCAACAAUACGUUUACAGAGGAUGGUCCACAGGAACCAAAUAAUAAUGCAGUCAUGGACCCGUAUCUGCAGCAGGAAGACAACGACAACAAUAAUCAGAGUCUCGUGGAUCCUCUGCUGCCCGCGGGUGCUGCAGGUACUACAUUUCAGAUGAACGAAAGACCGACAACUGAUCCAUCAUACAGUAAUGAGUGA